AUGGCCGCCUCGUCUUCCUCCGGCUCUUCCUUUACGUCUUCCUCCCUCGGUCGCCCCCCUUCUUAUGGACAACCAUACGCGAGCCCCAUUGACUCGACCUGGACACCAACUUCAGGUGCUUCAACGAUAUCGGCUCUGACCUCCGAGGCCUCGGCACCGCAUGCCUCUCUCCAUCCUCUAGACCUUGGACCUCCAGGCUAUCAAGCAACCAUGUACCAUUCUUCUGCUUACCCCUCCGAAGCCCCUCUUCCCAAAUUCCCAACCCUCUUUGAAAACACUCCCAACGAGCGCACCGUUUACCUUGGUCCCUGGGAGGUUAUCGGCUCCGAGCAGCGCCGCGUACUAUGGCAGUGCAGCUACCAGAGCGAGCUUCUUGAACACUUCCGUACCGCGCCCACUUGUGUCUAUUUUCCGAGCCUGUGGCAUGAUUCUGACCAUGGUCUAGUUCCGUCCGAUGUGCCCGCCGAUAUUUUCCCUCACACUCUGCACGCGCGUCACCGCCCCUACACGAAUCCCUGCGAACUCGAGCUCUUUGUCAGCUUUCGUGAACCGCACAGGGUCAGGUACACUACCGGUGAAGGUGUGGUAGUUCAUGAUCAUCUUAUGGAGGUCAAGUACGAGUUCACCACAGUGGAGAGCUCUAUACGCUUCCAGGGAGACAUUCGUCGGAAAGACUUGGUUGAUCACUACGAUGUUGAUGUCGUCUGGUCCGACCUGCACGGAAGAACGGACGGCUUUGGCAAUAUAAGGGGCAUGGGACUGGUACAAAGGCUGAAGCUUUGGAGGGACCGUUACUCGACCUAUCACUCGCUGACCGUUCUUGCGAACCGCGCUAGUGGCCGCCAAUAUCGAGAAUACGAAAUUCAUCAUUUUGAGGGCGAGCUGCGCAACCGCGACGAUCGGCAUCGCCAGGUCCGCUUGACAGUACGCGGAAGCCGACGCAGUAGCGCUCCGGAUAGCAGCAGCUCCCGCUCGCGAUUCAACCUGGCACAACGAAUGCGUCCUCGCGUGCGUUCUGGUUCUCAAGGGGGCCCAUCGGGUUCCGAGGGAGCCCCGUCGGGCACACUGAAUAUACGCUAUUUAGGCGUACAGUUCAAUUACCUCAGAUUCCUCGAAAGCUGGGUCGUAGCACACAGCUCCGACAGCGAGUUUCACGGGAUACCUUUCCCCGCUCAUCAUGUUGAGCUGCCAUCGCCGCAAAUUCUUCCUGGACAAAUAUCCGAAUUGCCAUCCCCCGAUAUUUCCAGAGGACUAGAGCCAGUGGUGGAGCCCCCAGAUUCGUACGAGUCUGACUCGGCUUCCUGA
This is a messenger RNA of Colletotrichum orchidophilum, 1305 nucleotides long. RefSeq lists its product as uncharacterized. Lineage: Eukaryota; Fungi; Ascomycota; Sordariomycetes; Glomerellales; Glomerellaceae. The coding region runs from base 1 to 1305 and encodes 434 amino acids. The transcript has 3 exons. The record is from RefSeq and is a predicted model, not a curated record.